UCUGCACUAGAGGUUUCUCUGCCCUGACGUGACGUCAUGAGUAGGGAGCUUCGGGAGGUCCUAAAAAGGCUCUAAUCUCGCGAGACAACAGCUUUGAGCGGACCCGAGGGCUCGGUGGGACCAUGAAGCCUCCUGCACGUAGGCGCACGGCUCCCCAUCGCUAUGACGACCAGAAUAUGCCAAAGACGAGCCAUCGCCUGCUGUGGACAAUCAGAGAGAAGAAGGAACUGCUAUGGGAACUGAAGGGUCAGAUCAGCGAGAAAACCCCCAAUGUGGAGGUGCAGGGGCGCAGCGAGGAGGAGGUAUCUUCCUACUGUUCGUGGCUCCGCGCUCGAGCGGCUCGAGAGGCCAUGCAGACGGAAUAUGGAAAGUUGGUUCGCCAGAAGAAAAUCAAAGAGAUUCAGGAUCCGGCGCCCAUUGAGCUGUGGACGGACUUGGCGAACAGAUUGGGCAGCUCCACUGAAGACGCCAUGAAUGCCGCUUUUUCACAUAUGCUGACAAUAGCGUCUGCAGAACCUCUAACCCUCCAUCACUCAAUACCCUCCAAGGAACCUGUGCCCAAAGUACCAGCCCAGAUGUCGUCCCCUCACGGGAAAAACCUUCAGCACAAAGGAUCUGCAGAGGAGGAGCUUAGCUCUUCAGGGGAGGAGCCAACUACAAGUAAUCUCAGUGAUGGCCGGAACAAUGUAGACUUUGAGAAUAUUUAUAAAUAUCUGUCAAAGGUCGUGAGGGGAGAGGAGCCUCCAACGCUGUCUGAUUUCGAGUCCGCAGUUAUCCUUCACCUCCUCCGCUGUAUCCCGGAACAGCUCCCCCACCUGGACACUCCGCACAUCGGCUUAUAUCUGUACGACACCUACACGUUCCUGACCACGCAGCUCAAAUCCGAGGACACGGAGGAAGAGGAGAUGCCGAGCCAACCUGAGGAGGCGAACUGGAAGGAACUGGGCUUCUGCCCCCUUAACCCCUUCAUGAUGCCCCUGGAACUCUUAAAGCAAAAAGAGGAGGAAGUAACGCCUCCCUGAUGUCUGUAUAAAGCUCUCUACUGCCCCCUAUCCAUUAUUAUAUUGCAUUGACCUUCAAGAUGGAAGCCGUCCAGUGCUGUUGUACUUAAAAGGAUUGCCCAGGAUUUGAAAAAUGCUUCUUUUAUUGUAAAAAAAAAAACAGCGCCACUCCUGUCCACAGGUUGUGUGUGGUACUACAGCUCAGUCCCACUUGCUUCAUUGGAGCCAGACUGCAAUACCAUAUACAACCUGUGGACAGGAGUGGUGCUGUUUUUUUUUUUUUUUGUAAGAAAGAAGCAGCGUCUUUCCAAUCCUGUAUAACCCCUUUAAAGGAGUACUCCGCCCCCUAGAUAUCUCAUAAGAUGUCUGAUAGUGAGGGUCGGACCCCCGUGAUCUCCGUGCUGCACCCGGCGUUCGUUUAGAGUGUAGGGUUCAGCGCCGGAGCCUCGUGACAUCAUGGCCCCGCCCCCUCAAUGCAAGUCUAUGGGAGGGGGCGUGAUGGCCGUUACACCCCCUCCCAUAGACUUGCAUUGAGGGGGCAUGGCUGUGAUAUCACGAGCGGGGCGUGACCGCCAUGAGCCUCCGCCCUGCAUCGCCAGUCAUCCGGCACCAGAUGUCUGGGGGGCCGCAGCAGAGAUUGUGGGGGUCCCCAGCGGCAGGACCACCGCGAUCAGUCAUCUUAUCCCCUAUCCUUUGGAUAGGGGAUAAGAUGUCUAGGGGCCGGAGUACCCCUUUAAGGGACAUGCUGGGACUGUUGGUUCCUUAGAAGAGUUCGUACAGUUUACUUUUCUGCAUUAUUUAUGAAAAAAGUCUGAUUGCGGAUCACACAAUAAAUGUAGUUUUAUUUUUUAUUUUUAUUAUUAUUAUUCUUAUUUCUCUACGGACAAUAUAGAAAUAUUUUCAA
Messenger RNA from Hyla sarda, 1905 nucleotides. It is a transcript of the gene SNAPC2, whose product is annotated as small nuclear RNA activating complex polypeptide 2. Gene Ontology annotation, cellular component: nuclear body. Bases 123 to 1022 code for a protein of 299 amino acids. The record is from RefSeq and is a predicted model, not a curated record. Lineage: Eukaryota; Metazoa; Chordata; Amphibia; Anura; Hylidae. The transcript has 6 exons. Gene Ontology annotation, molecular function: RNA polymerase II general transcription initiation factor activity. Gene Ontology annotation, biological process: snRNA transcription.